Molecule: messenger RNA, 1125 nt
Organism: Anguilla anguilla (European eel)
Lineage: Eukaryota; Metazoa; Chordata; Actinopteri; Anguilliformes; Anguillidae
Product: proteinase-activated receptor 1-like
Exons: 2
Coding region: 1-1125 (374 amino acids)
Biological process (GO): thrombin-activated receptor signaling pathway; positive regulation of Rho protein signal transduction; blood coagulation
Cellular component (GO): membrane
Molecular function (GO): thrombin-activated receptor activity
Source: RefSeq, a predicted model, not a curated record
AUGCGAGUGACCUUUGAGAAUGUAGCAUUCUCUGGGAAAGAAAUACUCGAAAGGAAUCCUGUGGUUAACAGCAGUGGGUCUGAAAACCUUACUGGCUACUGUAAAGUACCAGAGAAGGCGCUGUACAUCACCAAAGAGGCUGAACUGUUCCUGACUGGCUCUCUGAUGACCACAGUCAUCCCCAGCAUCUAUGUCCUGGUGUUCAUCACCAGCGUCCCUCUCAACGCCGCCGCCAUCUUUAUGUUCUCGUUCAGAGUCCAACCCAAAAAGCCGGCAGCCAUCUACAUGCUCAAUCUGGCCACGGCCGACCUACUGUUUGUGCUGCUGCUCCCCUUCAAGGCGUCAUACCACUUCAACGGCAAUGACUGGGUGUAUGGACCGGCCAUGUGCCGCGUGGUCACCUUCGCCUUCUACUGCAACAUGUAUGGCUCAGUCCUCCUGAUGAUGAGCAUCAGCGUGGAUCGCUUCCUGGGUGUGGUCUACCCCAUCAGAUCGCUGGCCUGGCGCUGCCAGCGGAAUGCGGUGGCCGUGUGCUGUGCCAUGUGGCUGCUGGCUGUUGCCGGGGUGAUGCCCAUCCUCCUGUCAGAGCAGACCAUGUGCCUGCCCGAACUGGGCAUCACCACCUGCCAUGAUGUGCUGGACGUCAGGCAGCUCCGGGGCUACUACCUCUACUUCUUCCCUGCCUUUUCCUGUGUGUUCUUCUUCAUCCCCCUCAUCGUCACCACCGCCUGCUACGUGAGCAUCAUCCGGGUCCUGCUUCGCGCCAGUGAGUCAAAACGCUCUAUGAAGAUCCAGGCCAUAGUCAUGGCGGUCAUGGUGCUGACGGUCUUUGUGGUCUGCUUCACCCCAUCCAACGUUCUCCUGCUGGCUCAUUACAUACAGUUUUCCCACGAGCACAGUGACAGCUCCUAUGCUGCUUACCUGGUCUCCGUGUGCAUUGGGAGUGUGAACUGCUGCCUGGAUCCAAUCAUCUACUACUUCGGCUCGUCUCAGUGCCGGGAGCAGGUGGCCCGGCUCCUCUGCCGUCAAGCCCCUCCAGGGAGUUCAUCGCAGAAAACUACAGAGACCAGCCAGUCGGCGACCUUCCAGGGCAGCCAGGAGAAACACUGCAAGCCAAUGGCCUGA